AUGUCCGCCGAGGACAAGCGCAGGCUGCUCACCGGCCUCGGGUGGGACGGCGACCUCCAGAAGUGGUUCUACGUCGGCAACACCGCCGCGAUCCCCGCCCUGGGCAUCCCGAGCCUCAACCUGCAGGACGCCGCCUCCGGCUUUCGCACGUACUGGAAGGAGCUGGUGGGCACUGUGACGUGCUGGCCCUCGCUGCUGGCCAUGGCCGCGACCUGGGACCCGGAUGCGGUGGAGAUGUACGCGCGGGCCGUGGGCAAGGAAUUCAAGAGCAAAGGUGCCAACGGCAUCUUGGGCCCGUCUGUGAACGUUCACAGAGUGGCCCGCAACGGGCGCAACUUCGAGUACCUCUCCGGCGAGGACCCCUACCUCGGGGCGAUGUUGGCCCCGGCGUACGUGCGCGGGGUGCAGUCGCAGGGGGUCCUCGCCGUGAUGAAGCACUGGGUCUUCAACGAGCAGGAGACCAACCGAGACUCGGAGAACUCCGUCGUGGACGACAAAACGGCGUGGGAGCUGUACUAUCCACCUUUCCAGGCCGCCGUCGACGCUGGGGUCUCCGCCGCCAUGUGCUCCUACAACAGGAUUGGUGGGCAGUACUCGUGUGCAAACGAGAAGACCCUGCAGACGGUGCUGAAGGACCAGAUGGGCUUCAGGGGGUUCGUCCAGACGGACUGGUGGGCGGCCAAGGCGAUGGGCAUGCCCGCGGGCCUCGACCAGGAGAUGCCCGGCAGUAAUGACGUCUUCUUCACGGCGGACGGUCUGGCUGGCCAGGAUCCUCGGCGAGUGGACGACGCUGUGCACAGGGUGCUCUCCGCUGUCUACCGUCUGAAGCUGGAGACGAGCACGCCGUGCAGCGCACCCGACUGCGAAGCGUGGCUCAGGAAGAACGUCACCAGCGCAGCCCACGCGUCGCUCGCGCGGUCGCUGGCCACGGAGUCCGUCGUGCUGCUCAAAAACGACAGGGACGUGCUGCCCAUCGCCACCUCCCGCGUGGGCAAGAUAGCCGUGCUCGGUGCCGCGUCGGUGGCGGGUGCGUACGACCCCAGCGGCGGCGGCCAGAACGGGGGCGGUGACUGGGCGACCGGCGACUACUACUCUGGCGGCGGCAGCGGCCACAUGGUGGCUGGGCGCCUGGUCACGCCGCUGCAGGGCAUCUCCAGUCGCGCCGCCGCCUCGGACAUCGAGGUGGUGUCGGCCCCCACCGACGACGUCGAGACCGGGCUCCGGGCGGCGGACGGGGCGGGCCUCGUCGUCGUCGUGGCGGCCACCACCAGCGGCGAGUCGAAGGACCGCGAGAGCCUGGCCCUGGACGGCGGCGUGGGAGCCCUCAUCGGCGCGGUGUCGGAGCAGAGCGGGGAGCGCGUGGUGGUGCUCGUGCAGUCGCCGGGCGCGUUCGUCGCCCCGUGGCUGGACUCCGUCACCGGCGUCCUGGUCAUGUUCCUGGGGGGCCAGGAGACGGGGGCCGCCUGGGCCAGCAUCCUCUUCGGGGACCGCUCCCCCACUGGAAGGCUGCCGCUGAUGCUCCCGGCGACGGAGGACGACCAGAUCCUGCCUGGCACGGGGGCCGACGUGGAGUACAGCGAGGGCACGGAGACCAGCUACCGCAGCCGCCACUUCAGGGCGGCCUUCCCCUUCGGCCAUGGCCUGACGUUCACCACCUUCGAGUACGUGAGCCCGACGUCGGUGCCGUGCGGCGGUCAAGCGACGGCCGCAGAGGUGACCUCCGAGGAGCAGCUCAGGCACGCCGUCGUUUGCAUCAAGGUCGGGGUGCGUAACGCCGGUAGGCGCUCCGGGCAGGACGUGGUGCAGCUGUACCUGGAGUUCCCCCCCGAGGCUGGGCGCCCAGGGCCCUUGCUGAAGGGCUUCCAGAAGACGCGCGUCAUAGCCCCUGGGGACGCGGCGGAGGUCGUCCUGCCCCUGACGCAACGGGACCUCUCGUACUACGACGCCGGCGCCAAAGCCUGGCGAGUGGCGGGCGCCCGCGCCGGCACCAGCACCAGCUGCAGCACAAGCGCCGUCGCCGUCGCCGGCGCCGGCACGGGCACCCACGAGCACCCGGCGCCAGCGCGGCGCGGGCGCGGGCGCCGGCGCGGGCGCCGGCGCGGGCGCCGGCGCGGGCGCUGCGCCGCCCAGGCCAGCACCGGCUGCGCGCUGGGCGCUGGGGCCUGCGCGCUGGGCGCUGGGAUCGGCGCCACCGCUCCCGCGCGCGGCGGCAGCGCCCGCGCCGCGCGGCCGGCGGGCGCGCCGCAGCUGCGGCUGCCGCGCGGCAGCGCGCCGGGCGAGCGCCGGGAGAGCCGAGCGCCGGAGAAGCCUUCCAGGGUCCAGCCCGAGCCGCGGGCGGCUGCGGCGCGGCUGCCGGCGCCAGCGCAGGCACCGCCGCGCGCGGCGGCGGGUGGCCGCGACGUCGCGGCGCUCCCCGUCUUCGUGGUCGACGACGCGGACGAGGUGCCGCCCGCGGGCGCGAGCAGCUGGCGGCCGACCCCGUCCCCGAGGCCAGCGGAGGGCGAGGUGCCCGACGAGGGCGCCGGGGCGGCUCGUGCCGAGAGCCCACGGGGCGCGGCGGAGGGCCUCCGCCCGUGGAGGGCCGCGGGCCUGCCGCUCGUCGAGGCCAGCGCCUCGCCGGGAGGGGUCGGCGGGGCGCUGCGGCCGCAGCUGGAGAGCCUGGCCGCGCGGCUGCAGGCGCAGUGCCUGGCCGCGCGGCUGCAGGCGCAGCGCCUGGGCGCGGAGCUGCCCGCGUGGCCGGCGCGGCUCCCCGGGUGCGGGCGCAGCCAG
This is a messenger RNA of Prorocentrum cordatum, 2769 nucleotides long. The record is from the annotation of a GenBank genome assembly. NCBI's taxonomy places the organism in Eukaryota, Dinophyceae, Prorocentrales, Prorocentraceae.